Symbiodinium natans is the source of this 4500-nucleotide messenger RNA. Lineage: Eukaryota; Dinophyceae; Suessiales; Symbiodiniaceae. The record is from the annotation of a GenBank genome assembly.
AUGGCAACCAUCCUGCCCACGGUCCUUGGGCAUUGGGAGGUCCAGGAGUCAGGGGUUCUGGAUGAAGCACGAUUCCAGUGCAGUCGCGCCCCACUGGGGAAAGAGGAGGAAUGCUUCGGCCCCAGGUCUACAGAGAGCACUGGUCAUGUUUUGCAAGCGAAGUGGCUUCCGAGCAAUCGCAUGGUGAACGCCCAUACUGCGACGUUCUUUGCUGCAACAGGUGAGCACUUGUGGCAUCAGCCUACAUGGCAAAGCGUGCUGUGCUUCGAAGGAUCUGUCCGCCCAGGGCUGAGGAUGACGGGAAACUGGGCUGCUGUCAAAGUAAGUUGCCAUAACAAGGUUUGUGGUGUGGUCGCGGCCGUUGUGCAAGUGCUGUGGUGUCGGUCCGGCUUACACUGGUGCACCAACUUGGAGAAGCUGCGCCAAGCUCUUCGCUUCGUGGUGCCAUUGGCUCUCUUGUAUCUUCUCGCACUGGCUACUGCAAUGCUGGAUUUGCAAGACACAAGGCUGCCGUUUGCGGAGCUCUUCCUCCUCUCAGCUGCCUCAAUGCUGUACACGUUUCUCUGCUCCCUGCCUCUGACAUGUUUGAUGCGGUUUGCGCGGCGGUGCAGGCUCCGUAGGGCGGGUCGUACGCGGCCGAGAGAUUCGAGCGCGCCCGCCAACAUCGCGGUCCUGAUCAACAUUCAGGAGUACGAGCACCUGGAUGACGUGUUGGAUCGAAGUUGGCCAGCGCUGUGUGCAGAAAUGCGCCGACGCUCCCAGGAAGCAGAAUUCCAGUGGGAGGUGCUGGUCUGGCCCGAGCUCAAGGGGCGGAACGUGAGGUCUUUGGUGGACCUCGUGAGGCGGAAGUUGGAGGGCACAUCAAACGCGAGAGUAUUGAUCUACAUCUCGUGCCAUUCGCAGAUGAUGAACGGCGUGCCGCAAUUUCUACCCGCGGAUGCGGCAGGGUGGGGUGAUGGUGUUUGCUUGUCCUGGUUGGUGCGGCAGCUCGAUGCGGUCCAGCCCCGACAUGCGCACUUCUACAUCAUGGUCAACGGCUGCCUCACGAAUGCCAGCCGGGUCGACCGAUGCUGCUGGGCAGCGCAGCAAGCCAUGGACGACGAGGUGGAUGCGGCGAUGCUUUCUGAGAGGAUACUCCGCCGUCGAAGUGACCCCCAAGUGUGGAUGCUCUUUGCUUGCCCCCCAGGCGGGCAGAUCCCGGGUGACGAGGAUACCGGGGAUCAUUUGACCCGGCUGUUCCUGGAAGCCUUGCGGAGGAGGCCUCCUCCUGCCCAGCUCGAGAUAGAGGAGAUUUACAAUGAACUCCACGAAGGCUUGUGGAAACUGAAGCGGGACCAGGGCGGACCUCUUCAACCCUACCUGAUGGUGACAACUGGCAAGCUUCCCACGCCGAUCCCGCGCCAAGCGUCGGACGAAAGUCAGCAGAAGCUUGCAAUGCGUUUGAGAGACGGCUUUGAAGGUGUUGUGUUUUUUACUCUGGCGGCUAAGGAGAAGGAGAUCGCGGACUCUGUAGACAAGCUCCUGACCCGCGUCAGAAGCGAGAGUUCCAGGCGACUUUGCCCCAAAGCCUCGGAGCUGGGGAUGAUCCUUUUCCAGGUCCACCGGAAGCGGGUCUUCAGUUUACGCGGCUUCUUCCACCGCGGCGUGGACAUCGUGCGACUCGAGGGACCCUGGGGCCUCUGGCGAGGCAACCUUGCCGUGGUGCUCCAGGUCAUGCCCUAUGCCGGCGUUCAGUUCAUGGCCUUCGACCAGUAUCAGCGGUUCCUCCUUGAUUCGCUCUUCGUCGACUCGCCAAGGCCCUGGGCUGUGAGAUUCGCUGCCGGAGCCAUGGCAGGGGCGACAGCCACGACGCUGACGUAUCCCCUUGACCUCCUCCGCGCCCAGAUGGCCAUCAGCAUGACGUCUCUGUGGGAUCGCAUGCCGCACUCCUCCUAUACAGCUGCCGCAGAAGACAUCGUGCGAGACGAAGGCGAGGUAGGUAUCAUUUGCAGCACCUGCCAGUUGAUGAAGUUGAGUAGAGUUCGAACCCUUGAGGUGGUCAACCCCAAGGAGGGCGGCACUGAGUUGGGCGUGUAUCUGGCUUGGGUCAAGAGAGAGCUGGACAAUGAGAGCGCGUGUCCCUUUGGAGUUUGCAUGAAUGCGAACUUUGCUUGGGCCCAAGACUUCGGGCAUAAGUCGGUCUAUGACGUCCACUCCUACGCAGACUUUUGGUCCUGGUUCCGGAUCGGCUUCCUCCCUUUGGCGGUGCAACAUAGCUGGGCAUUCUCUGAGGGGCUUGCUGCCCAGUAUGCGGCGCUCGCGUCAGAGAACGUGACGCCCUUCAGCCCCGCGCAGAUGCCUACAAACUACACCGUAAACUACGGCCCGGAGCCAGACGAGGCCUGGGCACAGGCCACAUUGCCCGUUCCUGAUCAGUUCUCGACGUUCAACAGGAUCGUUGCUGGCAUCCGCCUUCGCCAGGAGCGGGCGGCUGCGAGUUGGGAGAGCUGCAAGGUGCCGGGCACAGUCGACGCUGACUUGAUGCGGGCCUGGUUAGGCAAGCCUUGCAUGCCUGCGGAUCCUCCCUACGAGCUGACGCCCGAAGCGCACCAUGCCGAAUCCUUCCAGGCGCCAGAGCGGACGGAGUGGCUCCUGUCGCAACAGAGGACGCUGAAGGAGUUGCAGCUUGCGAGCUUGGACAUGGAGGACGGCUGCUCGCAGCUCGACGCAAAGUGGGGCAAUCUCAACAGCACGCGGUACAGCUGCGCCUGCAAGAGCUGCGCAGAUGGGGCCAGGGCGCCCGAUGGCCAGCCUCAACCAGGGCCAUGGCUGGACGAAUACACACAGCGUGUGGAACUGGCGAUGGUCUCCUACAAUCAGAACUUCGGGCUCAUCUCAUUGGUUUCAGUGAACUUCUUCUUCAACCGUGCAGGACAUGUCUACAAGCUGAUCCAUGUCCAGUCGGCUUGGUCCAGCUGGCUCUUGGGCAACUUCCUGGAGCAAACGGUGAUCCUGGCGGCAGAUGUGGUCUGGGUUGGGUCACUUCUCUUCAUCUUCAUCAGCGAGAUUCGCGAGCUCGUGGGCGUGGUGAGAUCUGCGAAGAACGGCAUCUACCAGGCGGUCUUUGGGGACUACUUGAACUUCUGGAACGCCGUCGACUGGGUCUCCAUCAUCUGUGCUUACGCUGUGAUUGGAACCUACCUCCGGCUGAUCGUGGAGACGGGCUUCACGACCGGCACGAUGGGGCAGUACAUCGAGCUAGCUCAGGAGAACUUGACCUACGCCGAGAGUGAAGCCUGGAGCGAUAAGGUCUUCGAUUCCGUUGAGACCAUGGUGCUUGCCGAAGCCGAUUUCCGAUUCACGCUCAGCUUCUACCCCAUCGUGGUCAUGCUGCGAUUGUUGAAGUCCUUCGAUGCCCAGCCCCGCUUGGCUGUGGUAACCAGGACGCUGUACACUGCCGCCGUGGACAUCUUGCACUUCUUCAUUGUCAUUUCAUCCGUGUACCUCUGCUUGGCUCUGAAUGCCCUCCUGGUCUUUGGCCAGGACAUGCAGGAAUUCAGCACCCUCGACCGGGCGCUGUUCUCGAGCUUCCGCGCCAUGUUCGGUGACUGGGACUGGCCACACAUGGAGAAGGUGGCCACCGGCCGGCUCAUUGCAUCCAUGUGGAUGUGGAUGUUUCAGAUCAUUGUUGUCGUACUUCUGGUCAACAUGCUCCUGGCCAUCAUCUUGGACGCCUACUCAGAGGUGAAGUCCAGUGUGUCACUGAUGACCACACUAAACACCCAAAUCUCAGAGAUGCUGCGGCGACGUCGCCAGUCCCUCAACAAAGAGCGGGUGCGACUGUCGGAUGUUUGGAACGCGUACCUGGAGAAGUUUGGCGAUGAGAAGCUGAUGCUCUCAAGCCGAGAGACAGUCACGGCGGAGGAUAUCAUGGAGCAGGUGGAGGGCAUACCAAAGUCGCAAGCCAAGCGGACACUUUCGAAUGCGAGGCAGACAUGGGAGCGGAGCUUGCAAGAGCCCUACACCCCAGACAGCUACAUGGAGCAACUCAAGCUCUGUGAAGUCAGGCUGAACCUGUUGCGGCACAAGACCUCCCACAUCCGUUCCGUGAUGAGCGCUGUGGCGGGUCGCAUCGGGAUAGCUGAGAAUCCCACGAUCGCCUUACAGGAGACCACCAGCAGAGCCGUGAGCAUGGUGAGAGAGAACGUGAAAGUCAUGAGCAAGCAAGUGGACGAAGUCCUGAGAGAGGAGUGCAAUGCUUUGGAAGACCGGCAGGAAGAUGUCUGCAUUCAGCAGAAGGAGUUUACUGAAGUCUCCAAACAGACGAAGUCUCGACUUGUGGAUCUGCAAACUGACCUGCAGAAAGUGGCGGCAUCCCUGCAGGAGAUUGCGGCCAGCCGGGAAAUCCACCAGUACCAGCAUGGCACCGCGCGAAGGAUGUGGUCUGGCUUGGAAGUCAUGUGCUCCGCACCCACUCAGGGCACGCAGCGACAGAGAUUGCUUUAUGAGUCCGAGGGUUAA